This is a messenger RNA of Laetiporus sulphureus 93-53, 6862 nucleotides long. RefSeq names its product ARM repeat-containing protein. Gene Ontology annotation, cellular component: spindle pole body; spindle pole; microtubule plus-end. Gene Ontology annotation, biological process: mitotic spindle organization; establishment or maintenance of microtubule cytoskeleton polarity; microtubule polymerization. Gene Ontology annotation, molecular function: microtubule plus end polymerase activity; microtubule plus-end binding. Bases 1 to 6588 code for a protein of 2195 amino acids. The transcript has 16 exons. The record is from RefSeq and is a predicted model, not a curated record. Lineage: Eukaryota; Fungi; Basidiomycota; Agaricomycetes; Polyporales; Laetiporaceae.
AUGGACGGGACUCCUCCACCAGAGGAGGAUUUCACAACAAUUCCGGUGCUUGAACGGCUGGCGCACAAGAACUGGAAAGCCAGAGUCAGCGCAUACGAGUCACUGGUCAAGACCUUCCAAGCUACAGCAUCCGAUUCUGACCCCGCGUUCAAGCCAUAUAUCAGCAAUCCUGAACUGUUGAAGAAGGCUGUCACGGAUGCGAACGCAGUGGCGCAGGAGAAAGGCGUCGAGUGUGUCAUAGCUUUUGUGAAAUUCGCAGGCGAGAAUGCUGCCCGGACACGAGAGGUGGUGGUGCCGGCACUGGUGGACAAGUGUUUUGGGUCGACGCGCGCGGGCACGAAAUUACAUGCGACAGAACUCGUGCUCCAGUAUGUGGAGGUUGACAACGGAGGAGCUGGGAUUGUCGAUGACAUCCUACCCGGCUUGGCAGCGAAACAGCCGAAGGUAGUAGCAGGAUGUGUGGCUGCGCUAAAGGAAGUCAUACGGCUGUUCGGCACUUCUGUGACACCACCAGGGCCCAUCCUAAAGGCGUUGCCGAAGAUAUUCGCCCAUACUGACAAGACAGUACGUGCGGAAGGUACAGCACUUGCCCACACAUUAUAUCAGUACAUUGGACCCGGUAUUGAGUCGUUUCUCAACGACUUGAAGCCGGUGCAAGUGAAGGAGUUGAAGGAGGCUUUUGAGACGAUGGAGAAGGAAGGCAAAGGUAAGGGGACUUUGAGGCCUGAACGACUGACGAGGGCUGCAGCAUUGGAGGCGGAAAUGAGGGCGGCGGCGGGAGAUAAAGCGCCUCCAGAUCCGCGUAUGUUCGCAGAGGAGGUAGAUAUUGUGCCCAAACUGCCGUCCAACUUACAGGCAUCCCUCGGCUCGUCCAAGUGGAAGGAGCGUAAAGAGGUGCUCGAUGAAUUGCUGUCUUUGGUCAGCGCAACGCCUCGAAUCAAGGAGGCGGCAGAGCUUGGCGACCUCGCGAAGUCUUUGGCAACAUGCGUACACAAAGACGCAAAUGUCAACUGUGUCAUGGCAGCAGCCGGUUGUAUCGAGGGUCUUGCUAAAGGGUUGAUGAAUGCUUUCGGGCGAUAUAGGGAGAGCGUUGUUCCUCCUAUGUUGGAGCGGUUGAAGGAGAGGAAGGCAACCGUAACCGAUGCAAUCGGGUCCGCUCUGGACGCGGUUUUCACGACUACAACCUUGUCUGACAUCAUCCCGGACAUAUUGCCAGCUUUAGGUUCGAAGAAUCCGCAGGUGAAGGAAGGCGCACUCAAGUUCCUCACCAGGUGUCUCUCGACUUCUCCCACGCCCGUGUCUCCUCCACAAGUCAAAACUGUUUCCGAUGCGUUGGCUCCUAUACUCGAGGACUCGGUUGAGGGAGCACGCAACGAAGCGGCAACCUGUCUCGGAACAUUUAUGAAGAUGGUUGGAGAGAGGCCUCUCAACGGGUUGAUGGAGACUCUGGCCGAUGUUCGGAAAGUAAAGGUUAAGGAGGCCUACGAGAAGGCGGCAGUGAAAGCAAGGGCUGGCGCUGGGGGUCCCACCAAAGCUCCUCCGCCGGCAAAGAAAGCGUCCGCUGCAAAGCCGCCGAGUCCUGUAGCUGCUCCUUCGGAAGAAGAGCUACUUGCUGAGGACAAACCAUUGAAGAAGCCACCCGCAAGGCUGCUGCUGAAGAAGCCUACCGGGGAUGACAGCGAAACCGGCACCGCAAGUCCCACCCCUCCAUCAUCCGCGCCCGUGCACGCUCCCAUCAAGAAACCAGCGCCGACAAGUACAGCCUCGAAACCAUCGAAAUCUGCAGUUCCCGCACCACCGGGUGCUCUUGAUAACUUCAAGUUCAAGCAUACCCCCGAGGAUGCCGAAGCACUCGCAGCAGAGGUCAUUCCCCCGAAUUACUUCACCGAUCUAGCGGACUCGAACUGGAAAGUGCGGCUAGCAGCUCUGGAAGAGAUGACUACCUGGGUCGAAGGUGCUGUGCCUGACCUAGACGCUGAAGUGGUCGUGCGUUUCCUAAGCAAGAAAGGUUGGGGAGAGAAGAAUUUCCAGGUAUCCACUAAGUUGUAUGGUAUCCUCAACAUCUUGGCCGAGCGUUGCCCUUCAUUUGGCAGGUCAUCGGUCGCUCUCUGCAUCCCCCAUCUUACGGAGAAGUUGGGGGAUGCAAAGCUCAAAAAGCCCGCUGGUGAAACUCUCCUUCUCUUUUCGGAGAAGACGUCGCUGCAGUUCGUCCUUGGGCAUGCAUAUGAGCCGCUCUCCAAACAGAAGGCCCCUAAAGUCCUUGCCGAUUCACUGACUUGGAUAGAACAAGCACUCACCGAGUUCGGAAUAGCGGGUCUGUCUAUGCGAAGUCUCAUUGAAUUUCUCAAGACCGCCUUGAAAAACUCUAACGCGGCGGUAAGAACGAGUGCAACGAAGACCCUAAUCACCGUAAAGCUGUUUGCGGGUUCUUCUAUCAAGGACUUACUGGAGGAUCUCAACCCGCAGUUGCUGAACACCAUACUUAACGAGUUCGAUAAGGUGGAGGGCAACCCAGCUCCGCAGCCUACACGGACAUCCGCAGAUGUUGCAGAGGUUGCGGUUGGCCAGUCGGGUAAAGGCGGCGUUAGUGGCGGAGGUGAUCCGCUUGAUGACUUGUUUCCUCGCGUGGAGCUUGAUGGUCUGCUGAAGGGCACCACGAUUGUCGCGGAUGCCAAAAGCGAUGCUUGGAAGACAAAGAAGGAGGCAUUGGAGAAUCUGCAAGCAAUCUUGGAUCAAGGUGCGAAUAAAAGGUUGAAGCCGAGCAUGGGUGAAAUCGCGCAAGUCUUGAAAGCCCGUGUGACAGACACCAAUAAGGCCGUGCAAACACUCGCGCUGGAUGUCACUGCGCGAAUCGCAACAGGGAUGGGCAAGCCUUUCGAGAGGCACACGCGUCUGUACGCUCUUCCGGUUUCAACUGUCCUGGCCGAUCAGAAGGCUCCUAUGCGAGCUGCUGCUUUACAGGCUCUCACGGCGAUUGCAACUGCGUGCGAAGGCUUAGAGUCGAUGACCAGCGGGUUCGCCACUGCAUUGGAGUCAUCGAAUCCUCUGCAGCGUGCCUCCCUUCUCAACUGGCUUGCUGAUUGGUUCAAGACACACGAGCCUGCUCCUGGAUUGGAUUUGACUAGCUGGGUUGGACCUGUGAUCGCUUGUCUUGACGAUCGUAAUGGCGACGUCAGGAAAGGUGCACAGGCUCUCAUUCCGACUCUCAUAACAUGCGCAGGAUAUGACUACGUGAUGAAUCAAACCAAUUCGUUGAAAUCGGCGUCCAAGGCCGCCGUCGUUCCCAUCAUUCAAGCCGCUCGUCCAGCGACGGCUCCAACAGCGGCCCCUACAGCGAAGCCUGCUGCAGUCAAAGCUUUUGCUCCAUCCUCGAAAGCUGUCCCCUCAAAACCAACAGAGACUCCGACACCGUCUCCUCCGCCGCAAGAGGUACCAUCUCUGGACGAAGCUACGAAGACAGCUCCUGCCAGCAAACUAGCGGGGGUCCGUCGGAGGCUUCCUCAAGGCAGUUCAUCGAGACCCGAGUCGCGCCCAGAGACGCCAGUUGAAGGAACCACUACUCGGCUUUCUGGCAAGCUAGGCGCCGCAUCCAGGCGCUUAGGAGCAACCGUCCCUACGUCUAACAGAGCGCCAGCGUCUCAGCCAGCGAGCGCACUGCAUACUUUGCCGUUCGUUAGCGACAACCUUGACGCAAAGAAGGCGCGACUAGCGAAGGACGCCCAGAGAUGGAUCAAUGAAGCUGGUCCGACACGGAAGGAUCUCGCGGAACUUUUGCAACACCAGAUGGAACCUCAUGCUUCGAAGCAGUUGUUAGCCAUCCUUUUCAGUCAUGACCACAACGCUGUAAACGAUCACGUUAACGGUCUCACGAUGCUGCAUGACUUCUAUUCCAGCGUGAAUGCAGGAGAUGACAUAUCGGGGAUGGCUCCGGAGGAUAUUCAGGCCAUUUGUCUGGCGAAUUCAGACUUAGCACUGAAGUAUGUCUCUAUCAAAGCUCACGAACCACAGUCAAGCGUUGUGCAGAAGUGCUUGGACGUUGCGGAGGUCAUUGUAGCAUUCUUCCAGAACGUUGACUAUCAAUUGGCCGAUGCAGAAGCCCUUUGUUUCAUUCCAACCGUGAUUUUCAAGCUAGGCGAUGCUCGCGAGCCCCUGCGGGUUCGUGUCUCCCAGCUCAUCCAAUCAUUGACAAAGGUCUACGCUUACAGUCGAGUCUUCCAUCUGUUACUCGAGUUUGGCCUAAAAUCGAAGGUUGCGAAGACUCGCCAGGGAACAUUGGACGAAUUGAGUGGCAUACUCAAACGUUUCGGCAUAGGCGCUUGCGAGCCAGCGAAGGCAUUCCCACUAGUGGCUUCGAUGAUCUCUGAUAAGGACCCUCAAGUUAGGAAAUCUGCGUUAGCCGUACUGAGUGAGGGUUACACUCUUGUCGGAGAAACAAUUUGGACGUACGUUGGACAGCUCUCACCGAAAGAUAAGACACAGUUGGAAGAACGUUUGCGACGUGUCCCUGGUGUCAGCACCCCAGACAAGGCAGAGGGGUCAUCGGUGUCCACUCAUGUCUCCCGGUUAGCAAAUGGUGUUGCCAGAUCCAGCUCGCCGGUGCCAGUGCCUGCAUCCCGAACAGCAGGCAUCCGAGCUGGAAGUCCCUCCGUUGCUUCGUCACGCCUCGGACGGCCCAUUUCGCCAUCGCAUACUGUCAGAUCUCCCUCACCCAUCCCGGUCAAAGUCGCACGUGCAGCUUCGCCCGCAAGACCCGUGAGAACGGGAGCCACACAACUGCCGGGUCCCUCUUCGCCUACGAGCACGAGUCGCCCCAAGAGCCUCCUUCCCUCACGGUUAGGGCCUCCUAAAUCUCGUCUCGCAGAAAACCAACAAACUCGUGCGCCGGUAACAUCAUUUAAUCAUGUUGCCCGCAGCGACGCCGUACAAUUUCCUCACCCAACGGGACGCGAUGACAUUCCGCCUCACGUUGUGGAUGAUAUGCAGGCUCGCGGCUCGGAUGAUAUCACGGUAGUAAUAUCAAGCAUUCUCAGCAAUGACCCUUCACGAAGUGUUGAUGCUUUAAAGAAGAUCCAGAAGGUGCUAGAGAUCGGGCCGGAGGCCGGACCAUCUUCUCCAGCCUAUCAAGAACUUGCUGAGCAUACGGAAGGACUGAUUGAGACAAUUACUCUGCAAAUGGCUCAUGUUUUCGAAAGACCAGACAACAUCACCAUUCCGGAGAAUUUCCGAUUAGCAAAGCAUCUCAUUCAAACCCUCAAUGCAUUUUGCGACCACGUUUUUCUGGCGGAAUCCUUGACUGUGGACAUUUUGACAUCCUUAUUGGAAGAAUUGACUCUAAGGCUGUUGCAGACAGACAAUAGCAUUGAUACCCGAGUUAAGGACCUAUCCCGCUUCAUAAAUAUGAUCAUUUUGCGUUUAUUUGCUACUGGACGAAGAAUGUCUAUCUUCCGGGCUCUUUUCGCUCUUCUACUGCAGAUUGUCAAACCAUUCCCGAAUAACGGCACCUCGCCAGACUCUCAAGAAGCCAAGGUCGCAGAGUUGGUGCUGAAGUGUGUCUGGAAGCUAGCGAGGAAUAUUCCCCAGGACCUUGAGAAGCAAGCCCUUGACCCUGUUGAACUGUUUCCUGCGAUAGAACACUUUUUACAGUCAGUGCCACCAAAUGAAUGGCGAGCGAGGGCUACGAAUAAGGUACCUUGUGGCGACAUGCCACUUCGCACAAUCAAGGUCAUCAUUCAGCAUGUGGUCGCCCACCACGGCGACGAUGUCUAUGACUUCUUAUCUGCCUCUUUCGAUGACCCUUCCGCGACGAUCGUCUACCCAUACGUUUAUCGUAUCUUGAACUCUUCUACCCGGACUGCAGCAGAGAUACCGGUACGAAGCAACGGGCUUGCACGAGAAGAACCUACGCGUCAAUCUUCACCUGCAUUGAGUCGACCACUUUCUCCGGUAACAUCAUCGUCCGCCACGUCGGAUAAUCCUCCGCGCUCGCCAUCAAGCCACGGCAGAAGCCAUAGCUUGAUUUCCACAAACGGCCACUUCGGCUCGCCGGCGACGGAGCCUGAUCCAGACGAACAACUGCAUCUCAUCAUCAAGCACAUCUCUAGCGAGACAACUGGAGCAAUGCACAAGGAGGGCAUCACUGAGCUUCAUCAGUACCUGAAAGCUCAACCUCACAAGAGAGCCAAGGUUGACAAGAUGCUGGAAGCUACAGGACCUGCAUUCUUCAAAUACAUCACAAGAGCCCUAGCGAGUCGCGCGGCAGAGGCCGAAGAGCGAAACGUAGCUGUAGCUCAUACUCUUUCGAAGCUGGAAUCGAAUGGCCACGAGCGGCCGAGAGUAUCUCCAGAUCGACCGUCAUUGGAACCAGUUCAUGCAGCCGCACCAAUCUCGCCCACUCGAUCAGAGCUUUCGCCGCGUUCACCACGCUCUCCGCCUCGGUCGAGUGUCUCGGAACUACCGGAAGCACAGCAAGAGAAGCUUUCGCGCUUGCAUGAUAUAUUCCAAUAUCAUCGAUCGAGUAUUGCCAGUAACGGGUCAGUGCACGGCCGGUCGUCGACGUCAGGACUCUCCCGAGGUUUCCAUGAUGCUUGAGUUGUUCGUCUGCAUGGUGUACUCAUAUCGCACUUUAAUGGGCUGCUGUAAUAUUCUCGCGUAUACCCAGAUUAGAUAGUACGGCGCAUACGAUACAUUUGCAGUCCUCGCUUAGCUACCCGCUGUCCAGAGGGGGCUGGUCAGCAAUAUUCGUUGAUCAUCCAUGACGUCCUCGUGCCACCGCGCUUAGUCGGGCGCUUAUAUGGCCUUUGCAGUGUACCCGUAUGUCUUUCCGUCGGCUGCACCGUGAAAUAGUACCCGACUGCUCUCUUGC